CCUCUCAUGCGAUCUCACAACCAAACAGGAACCUCUUCUCCUUGCUACUAUUGAUCAAGAUGGCGUCGUCUUCAGCUCGUCUGAUGAGCAAGAAGCUCUCCGUCGCCGCCGUCCUCCUGCUGUGCACCGGCGCGUGGCUGCUGGCGGAGGCUCGCCCCCACGGCGACGACAUCGACAGCGACUUCUACUCCAUCGUUGGGUACGCGCCGGAGGACCUUGGCAGCCAUGACCAGCUGAUCAAGCUGUUCGAGGAGUGGGUGGCCAAGUACCGCAAGGCGUACUCGAGCUUCGAGGAGAAGCUGCGGCGUUUCGAGGUGUUCAAGGACAACCUGAAGCACAUCGACGAGAUCAACAAGAAGGUGAGCAGCUACUGGCUGGGGCUGAACGAGUUCGCCGACCUGACGCACGAGGAGUUCAAGGCCACCUACCUCGGGCUCAACCUCAACCGGCGGCAGCCGGCGGCGAGGAACUCGAAGAACUUCAGGUACGAGGGCGCCGCUGGCGACGUGCCCAAGGAGGUGGACUGGUGCAAGAAGGGCGCGGUGACGGAGGUGAAGAACCAGGGGCAGUGCGGCAGCUGCUGGGCCUUCUCGACGGUGGCGGCGGUGGAGGGCAUCAACCAGAUCGUGACGGGCAACCUGACGUCGCUGUCAGAGCAGGAGCUGAUCGACUGCAGCACGGACGGGAACAACGGGUGCAACGGCGGCAUCAUGGACUACGCCUUCUCCUACAUCGCCGGCAGCGGCGGGCUGCACACGGAGGAGGCGUACCCGUACCUGAUGGAGGAGGGCGACUGCGACCAGAAGGCCGGCGACGAGCAGGUGGUCACCAUCUCCGGGUACGAGGACGUGCCGGCCAACGACGAGCAGGCCCUGGUCAAGGCCCUCGCGCACCAGCCCGUCAGCGUCGCCAUCGAGGCGUCCGGCAGGCACUUCCAGUUCUACAAAGGGGGCGUGUUCGAUGGCCCGUGCGGCGCGGAGCUGGAUCACGGCGUGGCGGCGGUCGGCUACGGCACCAGCAAGGGGCAGGACUACAUCAUCGUCAAGAACUCGUGGGGCCCGCACUGGGGCGAGAAGGGGUACAUCCGCAUGAAGAGGGGCACCGGCAAGCCGGAGGGCCUCUGCGGCAUCAACAAGAUGGCGUCCUACCCAACCAAGGACCAGUAGUCACUACUACUGUGUGCAUGACCAUCAAAAAUCGAUCAUAGCCUCUCUCUCUCUCUUUUUACCUUCUCAUCAUGUUUUAUUUCUUCUUUCCCUUUUGUGUUGAUCGUUUUUAAUUUCUCGAUUGAUUUGAUCGAGGAGCAAAAGGCACUCAUGCACCACGACCUGCUUGGUUGAAAUGAUGGAUGGAAUAAACUUUACCUUAAUUUGUUUUAGUAAUUGGCUAUA
Molecule: messenger RNA, 1391 nt
Organism: Panicum virgatum (switchgrass)
Lineage: Eukaryota; Viridiplantae; Streptophyta; Magnoliopsida; Poales; Poaceae
Product: cysteine protease XCP2-like
Exons: 2
Coding region: 60-1166 (368 amino acids)
Cellular component (GO): lysosome
Molecular function (GO): cysteine-type endopeptidase activity
Source: RefSeq, a predicted model, not a curated record